AUGCUUAAUCAAGCGAAUCUCAACUUCUGUCAAUAUAGUCUCGGAUUCGCAGUUAUCAUUCAGCCAGUCCGAGCCACAUUCCUCCCAGCAUUCGCAUCCCCUCCAAUCGCUAUCUCAGCCGGCGUUCUCGCCAAUGAUGAGCCGUACCAAUGGACUAAUUAUGAACUCGUUGACAAGCAGAUCUACAACUUCCUACAGCGCCCCGAAAACUCCCACUCAGUUCUUCAGUCAGCCGGUUACCGCGACGCCCGACGAGAAGAUUCAAGAAACGCAAUCCCUGCCGUCCCCUCUGACGACACAAAUUGGGCAAGAGAAAGGCACAAUGAGUGA
This is a messenger RNA of Myxozyma melibiosi, 330 nucleotides long. RefSeq lists its product as uncharacterized. The coding region runs from base 1 to 330 and encodes 109 amino acids. The record is from RefSeq and is a predicted model, not a curated record. The transcript has a single exon. Lineage: Eukaryota; Fungi; Ascomycota; Lipomycetes; Lipomycetales; Lipomycetaceae.